Messenger RNA from Protopolystoma xenopodis, 1656 nucleotides. The record is from the annotation of a GenBank genome assembly. NCBI's taxonomy places the organism in Eukaryota, Metazoa, Platyhelminthes, Monogenea, Polystomatidea, Polystomatidae.
AUGCAGUCAAAUAUAUACGAUGCUGUGAGUGAUGUUCGCAUGGAGCAGAGUUACUUUCAACACCGAAUUGAUACUCUCGAGGCAAAUCUAAUAAAACUUCAGGAACAAUUGACAGCUCUUCCUAGCUUACUUCAAUCCACUCUAUUCCAGCAGUACCUGGCUAUUCAGCAACUUAAUUCUUCACUGCACCAUUCUGAGCGAAUAUCAGAUUAUAAACAAUCUAUGAACAUGCAAGACAAACAGGGCCAAUCCGAUGAAAACUCUUCUGAUCAGCCAGUGAUUAAAAUGGGUGGAGCUUCGCAAUAUCCGCUCCAAAACAUCAACAAGAAUGCUAAUACUGGCACUUCUGGCACAGUUUCUUUCAUUAAUCCAUCAAGUAGCAGAAGUGUUCCUGAUACUGCCUUAACAGUUAAAGCCGGGGAAGAAGCAAGUGUAAUCCGAAGAGAGACUGUCAUAAUACCCGAAAACUCUCAUUCUGAAAGUCUCUCACAAACCACCAGCAAGCAAAACACAGGUCCAUCGCCCGUAAUCAGCGGUACCACCGACUGGACAGUUACAGGCUCUCACAUUUGCCCUGUGCGACCUCCCUUCCUUCAUUUUUCUCCAGGCUAUGCAAGCCUUAAUGCUCUACGUAGUUUGAAAACUCCAUUUGUCACUCCAGCCCACUUGCAUCACUGCGGUAAUCAUAUGCUCGUAUGUACUGGUGAAAAUCGGGUAAGAAAUAUGAAUCCAGAGUACCGAAUUGUUCUACCAGAAUCCCAUUGUCUCGCUUCCCGUUCUGAGUCCAGCAUUAGCAUACCAAGGUGGCAACGUGCUACGCUUAUUGAGGAAGACAAGGAGAAAAGAGAGAAACUGCAAAAUAUGAGCGAAUACUCGGAGUCUCAAGCCAAAGAAGCAAUUCAACAGGCAGAUGUCGACCAAGAUAAAACUGAAAGCCAGAGUCAACCGAAUCACUUUGCUUCCUGCUCUCCUUCCAUUAUUAAGCAGGAUUCUGAGCCGAUCACUAUAUCACGAGAUCACACCUCUUACCUUGAUCUCGAGCAAUCUAGACCAAAGUGGAUUAAUGAAGGAACUGAGAGUGAAGUAGAAACCGAAGAAAAAUGCAGAAGUGAGGAUAUCUUGAUACAGACAGGUAAGAGCUUAUAUUCACCAGCUACGAGUGUGGAAAAAUGCUCCUAUGAAGUAACUACUACUCCAUGUCAUUUGGAUUUAGCUUCAAAUUGUCUUAGUGAAGUAGGGCCGGAUCCCUGGUUUCGCUUCUCACUUAGUACAGCUGAGAGCAAUUCAAUGGUGCUUACAUCAGUUGAUCAGAUGGAGGAAUACGAAAGAGAGAUGGACAUGGAGGAUUACACAGAGGCAGAUAGAAGGGAAAGUGAAGCGGUAAAGUCAUCCCAAUGCUUAAGUUUGCAAGCUCAAGUUUCACAAACUUGGAACCAGUCUGUGGAAGAAGUACCAGCAAGGUAUGCAGAAAAAAGUAACGCAGCCCGGAAGCGAGCGAGCUUUCUAAGCCGUGGUCAGAGUGUACCUUUGCCUCCAGGAGCCGUGCCUCCUGGAUUUUCUUCUACCGAGGAGGGGGACAGUGAACCGAGCCCACAGAGCGAAACUAAAAGCAUUGCAACCGUAAAUGAGUUCGGUAAUAUUGACUUUAAACUGUGA